UCAUGAGGAAUUAGAAGUGUGAAUGGUCAUUAACACAUCUUUUGUUUUCCAGGGGUGGGAGAGGCCUGAGGUGUGAAUGGUCAUUACAAUGUGUGACAAGCUUGGUAGGAACAUCCUGUGUUCAGUGUUUUGUCCAUCUGAGUACCUUGAAAAUGCUUUACAUGCAUUUUCAUGAUGAAAAAGGCUCUGGACAGCAUUGGGAACUGGAAGAGUUAAUACAUUUUCAAAUGCAAACGCUUAUAAAUGCGAUUUGCCAUGUUUUGCGUUUGGAACACUGAUAAAAUCAACUGCUGAAAGCAAGUUUUCUGCGU
Molecule: messenger RNA, 311 nt
Organism: Staurois parvus
Lineage: Eukaryota; Metazoa; Chordata; Amphibia; Anura; Ranidae
Source: the annotation of a GenBank genome assembly